GAUCAAUAUACGGGUAUUUGGGAUUGCAUCAAAAAAAUACGAAAAAAUGAGGGAGCAAUGGCAUUCUACAAAGGCAUAUUACCACCAAUGAUGGUCGAAAUACCUAAGCGAGCUGUUAAGUUUAUGUUUUUCGAACAAAGUAUACGAUUCUUUUUAUUUGGACAAGAGAAACCUAUGCCAAUUAGUUAUAUACUUGCUGGGGUGUGCUCUGGAAUAGGCGAAGGCACUGUAAUUAAUCCUUUUGAAGUUGUUAAAGUACAACAGCAAGCAGCUCGUGGUAAAAUGGCUGAUAGUGAGGGUGCUAUGGCCGUUGCUAAGAGAAUAAUAGCUCAAAAUGGAUUUGGAUUGAAAGGCAUUAGUAGAGGUUAUUUUGCGACAGUAUGGCGUGAAAUCUUUUUUAAUAUAGUUUAUUUUGGUGUUUAUCGUUCUAUAUUGGACGUUUUGCCAGUAUACCCUGAAAAACCUAAAGAGUUGUUUAAGAAAUUCAUUUGCGGAUUUUCAUGUGCCAUAUUGGGAUGCCUCUUCAAUACACCUUUCGAUAUGGCAAAAUCUACAUUGCAAGGACCACUAGGUAUGGUUAAAUAUUUCACUAUAUGGGGUACAUUUAAAUCAGCAUAUGCUGACGAUGGAUUAAAGGGAGUGUAUAGAGGUCUCGGACCUCGGUUAUUACGAAUUGGUCCCGGAGGAGCAAUUAUGUUACUGGUGUAUGACCAAGUAUACGGAUUCUUGUAUCGUACUUUCCAUUAUGCAGGCGGCCCCUAAUAAUUAAACAAAAUACAAUAGAUUCAAUAAAUCAAAAAAUAA
This is a messenger RNA of Teleopsis dalmanni, 804 nucleotides long. RefSeq names its product mitochondrial 2-oxodicarboxylate carrier-like. Lineage: Eukaryota; Metazoa; Arthropoda; Insecta; Diptera; Diopsidae. The transcript has 2 exons. Bases 58 to 762 code for a protein of 234 amino acids. The record is from RefSeq and is a predicted model, not a curated record.